This is a messenger RNA of Scophthalmus maximus (turbot), 1220 nucleotides long. RefSeq names its product mitochondrial ribosomal protein L15 (gene mrpl15). The transcript has 5 exons. Gene Ontology annotation, molecular function: structural constituent of ribosome. Lineage: Eukaryota; Metazoa; Chordata; Actinopteri; Pleuronectiformes; Scophthalmidae. The record is from RefSeq and is a predicted model, not a curated record. Bases 155 to 1045 code for a protein of 296 amino acids. Gene Ontology annotation, cellular component: mitochondrial large ribosomal subunit. Gene Ontology annotation, biological process: translation.
CCCAGCUUCACAGCAACAGUAUUUUGACUGUCGUUGUUUUAUUUUGAAACGUUGACGAGCAGACAACAAGUACUUCCUCUCACUCCUGUCACGUGACCCUGGUGUCCUUGGUUUAGCUAGCUUUAGCUAGCUUUGACAUGUGAGCAGCACAAACAUGUCUUUCCCGAAAAAACCUGGCAGCAAAGCGUUAGAUGUUUUACAGAACCUUCCUCGCAUAAGUCUAGCGAACUUGCGGCCUGAACCAGGAGCCAAAAAGACGGCUCCGCGACGGGGUAGAGGACAGCAUGGUGGCAACAGAAGCGGCCGAGGUCAUAAAGGACAGCGACAGAGAGGCAACCGGCCUCGGCUGGGGUUUGAGGGGGGCCAGACGCCGUUUUAUCUGGCUAUUCCAAAAUAUGGCUUCAAUGAAGGACACAGUCGGCGUCCUCAGUACCAGCCUCUGUCUUUAAAGCGACUACAGUACCUGAUCGAUUUGGGACGAGUAGACACAACCCAGCCCAUAGACCUGACCCAGCUGGUAAACGCCAGAGGGGUGACAAUACAGCCUCUGAAGAGGGACUAUGGAGUCCAGCUUGUUGACGAGGGUGAAGAUAUUUUUGCUGCAAAAAUCCACAUUGAGGUUCAGAGAGCUUCUGAAGGAGCCAUAGCUGCUAUUGAGAGGAACGGAGGCGUGAUCACGACCAGUUUCUAUGAUCCCAUAAGUCUUGGGAUUGUCAUCAAGCCGGUCCCGUUUUUCUUGCGUGGGCAGCCUAUUCCAAAGCGCAUGUUACCAGGACAGGAUAUGGUCCCGUACUACACAGAUGCUGGAAACCGUGGUUACUUAGCAGACUGUGAGAAAAUCCAGCAGGCCCGGCUAGCCCUGGCACAGAAGUAUGGAUAUAUUUUGCCAGACAUUUCAAAGGAUGAACUGUAUCACAUGCUCUCCAUGAGGAAGGAUGUUCGACAGAUCUUCUUUGGCCUUGCUCCAGGCUGGGUUGUUAACAUGUCGGAGAAGAAAAUACUGAAACCAACUGAUGAGAAACUGCUGAAAUAUUACAGUUCAUAGGUGCGAAGGGUAAAAAUAAAUAUGUACAAUAUGUAACAACCAGAAAAUGCUUUUGCGUGUUGAAACAAACAGGUAAAAUAUAGGAUAUGUUUCCAAUUUAUAUUAAAAAAAAAUGUGGGAAAAAAUUCUGUGUUUAAGAAGAAGAUAUUGUCAUUAAACUUUAUCUUGAAAACUA